UACCUGGGGUGGGCGGAGUUUAUUCUGGUCUGACAGAAACAGCUCCUGACCUUUGGGACUAACAGGGCGGGAGAGAAAGAGAGGAGCUGCAUAAGGCACUAAUCGGAGCGCAAUGGCCUCGGAGUUCACUCAGGACGCGGUGCUGGUGUUCCUCCAGAGCCGCGGAGGCACAGUGAAAAACUCCGACCUGGUUCUGCACUUCAAAAACUUCAUUCGGGAUCAUGCGGACCAGGACCGAAACCGAGAGCUCUUCAAGAAGUUCGUCAACUCCGUGGCCACCGUCAAACAGCUGGACGGAGUGUCUCAUGUGAUCCUCAGGAAGAAGUUCAGAGGAUAUGUCCCAGGUAAGGGGGCUGAAGUGGGCUCCUCCGACCCUCCGUGCGUCCCGGUCGGGAAGAACGCCGAAACUGCCGCUCCUAACAAGCCGCGACAGAAACCGCAGCAGAAAGAAGCGACUGCACCCGCCCCGUCGGGAGAAACUGCAACGAAAACAAUCCUACCUGUGGCUGGCCUCGUCCUGACCAACAACAACAGCGUGCAGGAGAAUUUAAACCUGAGGCAGCAGCAGGUACACCAGUCUAUACAACCAGUGACAGCACAGGUAGUGAGUCACAGCCCACAGACACCACAGCUGAAGACACCAAGUCUGCCCACGCCUCCUGCUCUCGAUCAGGCUUCUAAAGUGGGGCAGGGGCAGCGGAGAGUGGGUUUUGGUCCACCUCCUGGUGUCACACCUGCACCUCCUCACAGAGCAACCAGCCCGGGGUCAGAGGUCCUCACAGGGCAGAGGCAGCCAGAAGUGGGUGUUCAUGCUCAGCGUGCCCCCCGACGGGCGGGAAACAGGCCAAGCUACAAAACUGCUGUGAGCCAAGAUGAUGAAGAGGAGAAAGAGGAGGAGAUCACAGUGACGCAGAUUUCAGCAGGAGGAACGCGGCCCCCGAGCGCUCUGCUCAAUGCCCCGGGGAGGGUCACGCCUGCUCCUUCUUCAGGCCAGAAGAGUUACAGUCAGGGUACUGAGGGGCAAAUGCUCACCCCUCGGAGUCCAACUAGGGUCAUUCCGAAUAACAGCAACUUUGACCUGAGACAGCAGCAGGCACACAGUGCACCUGACCACUCUGUGCGACCAGUGUCAGCACAGACGGUGAGUCACAUCCCACAGAAACCACAGCUAAAGACACCCAGUCUGCCUACACCUCCUGCCCCAGAUCAGGCAUCUAAAGGGGGAGAGCUGAGAGGGGGUUUUGGUCCACUUCCUGGUGUCACACCUGCAUCUCCUCAUAGAGAAACCAGCCCGGGCCCUGAGGUCCUCACAGGGAGGAAGCAGCCAGAGGGGGAUGUUCACCCUCAGCAUGCCCACCGAAGAGCAAGAAACAGGCCAAGCUACAAAACUGCUGUGAGCCAAGAUGAUGAAGAGGAGGUCAUAGUGACGAAGGGUUCAGCAGCAGGAGCGCGGCCCCCUAGUGUUCCACUCAGUGCCCCGGGGAGGGUUACGCCUGCUCCUUCCUCAGUCCAGAGGAGUUACAUUCAGGGUACUGAGGCCCUCAGAAGGGGGCCCCAGCCUCCAGAAGGUGGUCUUCAUCAGGAGCCUCCUGUGCCUCCACAGCUCACCCAAAGGCGUUUGAAGCACAGACAGAGCUAUAAAACUGCUGUGAGUUAUGAUGAAGAUGACGUAGAGGAGGUCCCCAUGAGGCGAGGUUCAGGAGGAGGAGCGUGGCCACUGAAUGUGCCGCUCGGUGACACAGUGAGGGCCAUGUCUUCCUCAUCGCCAUGCAUCAUAGACACGCCUGCACCUUCAUCUGUCCCACAGAUUUACAUCCAGGGCGCUGAAGGGGAAAAGCUCAGCCCUCACUAUCUAGGUUUGAGGGAGGAAACUGCAGGCCCUAGGCUGGAACUGGGCGAGACCACCAGACGCAGCCUGCCUUUGGAGACGGCACUCCACCACAACAUCCAGCAGGGCCACCAAUACUCACCACUCUCAAGGGAACCCAAACCAGGGACCAAUCAGAGCGACGGACCGUUGAUGUCGUCCAGCCACAGCAGCAUCUACUCGCCCUCGUCCGCUGGCGGCUUCCACAGCACCAAGUGGCCGGCGUCUAACUCCACCAGAGAAUUGGGAUGGACCAGCAGCUCCUCGGAUCUGCAGAUCAGAGCAGGUGUGCCUGUAGGCGUGGCCAGAAUCCAGGGAACUGUCAAACAAACCAAAGAGGGUAUGUCGGACUCCAUGAUGAGUCGUGCUGACACUAAAAUAGUGCCUUGGCAUCGCUCCACCGGUCAGCUCUAUGACGAGCAGGAGCCCUCAGCUCGUUCGUCACCGCUACGUCGCUCCACUGACCAGCUCAACGAGAACCAAUCCUCUCCGGGCCGAGUGGCGCCGUUUUAUCUUUCCACAGGUGAUCUCUGUGAUCGUGAAGACGCAGUGUCAAGCGAUGACUCCGUCUCUUCACCUUACCUGCGGCAACGCCCUGGUGCCACCAACCGGAUGAGCACCAAACAAAGGAUGUCCCUCAGCAUGGGAGCCGACCUGGACCAGAUUCUUCAGGGGGAGGCAAGGGAAGGAAGAGGAACCGAGGAGGCUCGGAGGAGCCGCCUCCACCGGAUUUCUUCCUCGCUCAGCCUCCGCCACAAUCUGUCGUGCUCCUCAUUAUCAUCCUGUUCCACGCCGCCUCGAAGCCACAGCCUCGCCAGUCUGGACGAGCCAAAAGGAGAAAAGAUGAAUCUAUCUACAGAAGCCUCGCCCUCCUCCAACCACCGUGACAACCACGGUCGACAUUCGCUGGUUCCUUUGGAGCCGAGGGAACAUACCUGGCUGGUUAAGGCGGCGGCGGGCAACUGGCCGGAAAUCUACACCCUCUUCAGAGAGGAACCGUCCCUCCUCAACAAAAAAGACUUCAUCUCAGGCUUCACUGUACUGCACUGGAUUGCCAAACACGGCGACCACCGAGUCCUCAACACUCUAGGGUAUGGAAUUGAAAAGCACUCUCUUACCUUCGACGUAAACGCCAGGUCUAACAGCGGUCACACGCCUCUCCACAUUGCUGUCAUGCACGGUCACAAAAACAUCAUUCGGUUGCUAAUCAAGAAGUUCCAAGCUAAUGUGAAGCAGAGAGACAUGGCAGGUAAGAGACCAUGGCAGUACCUGAGCCUCGACGCGCCACUGGAAAUGUUCCACUUGCUCGCAGCGCCGAUGCAGGACGUUAUGUCAGGAAAGAAAGGUGUCGAGAUGGCAAACACCAGCUGGGAGCAGCAGCAGAAGCAAAGCCGCCACCUGCGUCACCAUGCCUCCUCAGCUUCAAGAGAGAGCCCGCUGACAAUUGCGAGUAGAACGAAGGUGAAACGGGCAACCUCACUCGCUGCGUUGCUUAAACACAAAUCGUUAAUACGAUUUCAAGCAAAUCAGGUGAACUCCUCAGCUUAAACUUCAGGGUUAAGCUUGUUUCAAGAGUCUUGCAACAUGGAAUAGUCAGAACAGCUAGCUGGUCCGCGGGUCUUAAAAACUACCAAGACAGAGAUUAAGAAGCAGCUAACUGUUUGUCACACUUGUUCCUUUGUCAUAUGCUUGGGCACCAGCAGUGAUUCUCAUACAGUAGUGAAAAAUAUUUCCUUUCCUGAAACCAGCAAAAACUGCCAGAAACUAUUAAAAGAACAAGCCAUGCUGAUUAGGCCACUGCAUAAUUCACUUUAAUAUAACUUUACAGUGUUCACAGUAGCAGUCAAUGUUACCACCUUAUUAAUUAUCUAGCUAUUUAACACAGAAACAAGUAUUAAAUAGACACAAUGACAUGACAAUGACUGCAUGACAUCAUGUGAAAAAACCUCAAUACCUGCCUGGGGAGUGGUUAAACCUCUUUUGGAGAAAAAAACUCAACACACCCUCUGGUGGUAAUGCUGGUAGUUCCUAAACACGCAUUUUUAAGAAUGAUCUUGUUUUACAUAAAGAGCAGUGUCAUACCAAUAAUCGCCCUUUCUUUCAGUGAAACUGAAAAUAUGCAACAGGAUAAACAGGAUUUCUUCACAGUGGAUAUAUAGAACUGCACAUUUUCAGGGUAUGUAGGACUUGACUGCCUCCUCUCUCCUCUGUGAAGACCUUUCUGAACUAUAAAACCCUAUAAACAGAUAAAUCAGCUCUUUCAACAGCAGCUGUGAGCUUUGCUUUUAAAGCCUCAUUUGUAGGUCCUUUUCUGCUGUUGAUUGUUGGAAGCCUCUCCAACUGGAUAAAUAUGCCGUAUAAUAUUUCACCACUUAUUAUAACAAAAGAGAGAUUAGUUUUUUGAAGGCCAAAACCUUGAGCUCAGGCCAAACAACUGCAAUAAAGAGAAUCAUGAGUUUCCAUGGCAGACUUUGAAUGCCUAUCAAGAGAUUGUAUCACAAAGAAGCUGAAAUAUGAUCUAAAGAAUGCGAUUGUUUAAGCGGGGAUCUGAUCUGCGAGCGCUUGACUGGUUUUCAGCAUGACUUUAUUAUCUUGCAGUUGUGACAGGAGAACAUACAAGGUGUACGUUUACAAGCUGCAGGCUAACAGGAGAGACAGUUCCAGUUUCAGCCGUGAUUCAUUUACUGAUACUUAUUUAGAGUUUGGAGUACACACCGCUGCUUUGUUAAUGUCUGUUUUACAUUCCUCCUGCUGUUUACACAUCAUCCAUCAGUUUGUUCAGUGAUUCCCCCCCCCCCCCCCCCCCUCCUCUUUCUUUUAACCAGUGUUUAGUGUGACUUCAUAAAGAUAUUGUAGACAAAUCAAGAAUUAAAGUCACUCAGAAAACAACUUGUGAAUUAGAUUGGCACAAAUUAACUGCCUCCUAGGGAGUAUGCAUUUGUGUUGUUGAUAUGAACCCAUAAUAAUGUUUAACAAAAAUAAGCACAUAUACCAAAAUGUCAAAUUCUUCCUUUAGCUUACAACUUUGUCUGUAUUUUCUGAGUGCCAAUAAUCUACACAUUUAAUUAACAUUUGCAUUAUUUUUUCCACCUUUUUAAUUUGACUGUUUUCAUGUUAUGUUGUUGUCAACAUCUGCAGUUUGGUUUUCAGUGGUUGCCAAUUUUGACUGGUGACCAUUGGCUUGACAUAGCUACUGGUAGUCAAUUUAAAUUACUAAUGUCACUUGCUAAUGCUAGUCUAACAUGACCACUGGCUUGAGGUGGGUAAGGCUAUUUAAUGUCAGCUAACUUUGGCUGUUAGCUUAGUGUUAUAUUUGGUUGAAAAGGUUAAAAUUGGCUAUUAUCAGGUCAUUUUGAUUACUAGCCUAGUAAUGACCAUUAGCUUGAAAUUGUUAUUGCUAUUCAAUGUCUGUUAAUUUUGGAUACUAGUCUAGCAUGACAUUAACUUGAGGUGGCUAAUAGUAGCUGUUGUCAGCUAACUUCAGCUGCUAGCCUGAUAUAACUAUUUGCUUGAGCUGACUACUACUACUAGUUGAGCUAAUUUUGGCUGACCCCAGGGUUUGAUGCGACCAUUAGCUUCAGAUGGCUAAUACUUGCUCAUAUAUUCAUUAGCCUGAAGUAGUCAAUAACAGUUAACAUUAGCUAACUUUCUCUCCUACAGUCCCUGAAAAGCUUUGAAAAGUUGUACUUUUAUCUAAAUUUACACUUUUCUGCAUUUGUUUAUACUUUUGUCACAGUUGAACUGAAGUUGUAGCUGGUGGAUAGGGGACAAAAUUAUUAUUAUUAUUAUUAUUUAUAUUAAUUACUGUGACAAAGUAUAAUCAAUGUCACCACUUUGUUUCUUUUCAGUUUAUCAGUUGUCAAAGUGAGACUGAUUAUUAUUUUACCCAAUUUCUAUCGUGAAUAUGUAACGUUACAAAAAAACAGAUUGUAUGAAUGAGUGAAUGUUAAAUGUGAAAAAAAAGUUUACAAUUAUCAAGUAAAAAUGUAAAAUUUGUACUGGACAUCUUUGACAUUUUGCUAUAUGUGCACCACCACCAAGUAUCACAAUUUCUCUCAUAAACACUUUGUGUUACACCCUUUUUAAAUGCUUCUUAGCAGACCUUCCAGAGGAACUCAAGAAACUAUUCAAGAAAUUAAAAAAAAAAAACUGAUGGAGAAUUUGUAAAAUGCUGAGGAGGAAUUUGAAGUUGAGGCGGUGUAAAACAUGUAAAAGCACAAGUAUUAUCCUUUCACAACCACCAGGGUACAUUACAUUUGACUGUUUUGUUUGUAAAUUUGUCUGUUGUUUACUUUGACAGAUGCACAUUAUAUUUUUAAUGCCACUGAAUAUUAAAUAUGUUUCACAGUUGGAUAUAUGUUUUUUGUAUCUAUAUUUGAAAGGCCUGAUGAAGGUCGAGUCUGAAAUGUUGCAAUUAAAUAUAAAUUCUGCAAGUCA
This is a messenger RNA of Maylandia zebra (zebra mbuna), 6304 nucleotides long. It is a transcript of the gene sowahb, whose product is annotated as sosondowah ankyrin repeat domain family member B. Lineage: Eukaryota; Metazoa; Chordata; Actinopteri; Cichliformes; Cichlidae. Gene Ontology annotation, molecular function: protein binding. The record is from RefSeq and is a predicted model, not a curated record.